Molecule: messenger RNA, 438 nt
Organism: Colletotrichum tamarilloi
Lineage: Eukaryota; Fungi; Ascomycota; Sordariomycetes; Glomerellales; Glomerellaceae
Exons: 1
Coding region: 1-438 (145 amino acids)
Source: RefSeq, a predicted model, not a curated record
AUGAGGGCAUGGGUGUUUCAAGAGCUCCUUCUUUCUCGACGCGUUGUGUCUUUCGGCGAGCGUCAGGUCUUUUGGAGUUGCCGGUCAGGUCGUGCGGCGGAGAUAUGGCCCCCGGAUAUUCCUGUGAAGGAUCCCUACGAAGGUCCGCGUAUCGAGGAUCUUCAGCUUGGCGAUAACGGAGCACGCGGAAAGACGAAAAGCACACGAAAAGCAAACGAUUGCUGGUCCAAAAUCGUAGUCACAUACACUGGCUGCAAGAUCACGUUCCUCAGCGACAGAAUGAUUGCUCUCUUUGCAAUAGCUAAGGAGAUGAUGAAGGUGCUCGGAGAUGAACACAUCGCAGGCAUGUGGCGUCGCCACCUAGAAUCGGAGCUCCUUUGGAGAGUGUCUACUGUGUCUACUCCUUCUGGCUCACCGCCUAUCGCAUAUUCGCCGUAG